CCGAUGGAAAGCUUCAUAGCAUGCAAGCAAAAGCGUGGCACCAAGGGGCGUCUCAGAAACAACCUGGGCCUGACAUUUAAGAGCGGAAAGGCCAGAGGUACCUUGUCCAGCAAAUAACAGUAUAGACUUAGCCGAAGCGUUGCGAACAGGUCCACUGGGAUUCAUACUGACGGAGGAGCUGCAGAGCAAGAGGAUGAUUGUAGGGCGGAUGGUGGCACAAGUCGAAAGGAAUGCGAUAGAGAGCAAACACACGGCGACAACACGUCAUGACCCUCUUCACACGGAUAUACUGCUACUAUUUCCAUCCCUCGUCUACAAUCGAAACGCCGUACUCGUCUACAAUUAAAACGCCGCACUCGCAUACAACGGCGUUUCUACGGAGAUGAACCCUCAGCGUAUCUGGCAGCGAUUCUGAAAUGACGCCACAUGCGGUGCUCGCUCUGUUACUACGCCAAUUCGUCCACACACUAGUCAAAACCGGCCUUGAGUCGGCUUCUGGCGAUCAUUGGGACGCGACGGGACGCAUCGAAGGUCGUUUACUUUGGAAAGUAACGCUCGCUGACUUGUUGGGGCCGAACGGAAGAUGUUAUGUAUCUUGAGAGGAAUAGUCAGCCGGGCCAUAGCUGGGAAAAACAGCGAUCCCUUCGUGGGGAUUGGCCAAGCCCUUGGCUAGAUUCGGCCUUCCGGUGACCCGAAUUCCUCCACAACUGUGCUCGAGAGACCGGAUGUAGUUGUAGUAUCAAACUUUUCACAAUCACACGUACUUAGCGAAUAUGAUUGUUCUGUGCUAUGUCGCCUGUAAAUGCACCUACAAAGCUUUUGCCGGUUUCCGCUCGGCCGAUGAAUAGCCGAUAGCAUCACCCGUGUUUCUGUUCUCCCCACUAGUACUGUGCAACUAAGUAUGCGUCCCUCAGCAGCACGUUUCUUAAACAUCCUGGUCCCAGUCAAGCGUGCUGUCGAUUACGCCGUGAAAAUCCGCGUGAAUCCACAACAAACCGGUGUCGACCUCAAUGUCAAGCACUCCAUGAACCCUUUCGAUGAGAUUGCGGUGGAGGAAGCCGUUCGACUGCGAGAGCGACUCAAGGACCAAGUCAAGUCAAUCAAAGUCGUCUCGAUUGGCCCUCCGAAGUCCGUCGACACGAUACGCACUGCGCUCGCCAUGGGGGCCGACUCCGGGAUACAUAUUGAGGUGCCGGAAUCGGACCCCGCGCCUGAACCACUGGGUGUCGCCAAAGCUCUCCGUGCGGUAAUCCAGCGCGAAAGCGAGGGAGUUGAUCUGGUCAUCAUGGGGAAGCAAGCUAUCGACGAUGACGCUGGCCAGACGGGCCAGAUGCUUGCAGGACUGAUGGAUUGGGGUCAGGCGACGUUUGCGAGUAAAGUCGAGUUGGAUGUUGCGGCCAAAUCGGCGACGGUCCUGCGAGAAAUUGACGGAGGGUCCGAGGAAAUCCGAUGCAAACUUCCUCUGGUGGUGACGACUGAUUUGCGAUUGAAUGAGCCACGCUACGCAUCUCUCCCCAAUAUCAUGAAAGCCAAGAAGAAACCUAUCGAAAAGCUCACUGCGGCUGACAUUGGAGUGGACUUCACGCCACGGCUGGAAACUAUCAAGGUGACUGAACCACCAGUACGAGUCGGAGGAGGAAAAGUACAGAGCGUGGAUGAGCUUGUUGCAAAAUUGAAGGAAGCGGGCUUCACGGCGGCUUGAAAUACAUCUCGUCAUGCAUAGAUGAAUCGUUCAAUAUUCGACUACAUAAAUGCGCGGAUCCUGGGUGGCCG
This is a messenger RNA of Mycena citricolor, 1773 nucleotides long. NCBI's taxonomy places the organism in Eukaryota, Fungi, Basidiomycota, Agaricomycetes, Agaricales, Mycenaceae. The record is from the annotation of a GenBank genome assembly.